Danaus chrysippus (African queen) is the source of this 1923-nucleotide messenger RNA. The record is from the annotation of a GenBank genome assembly. Lineage: Eukaryota; Metazoa; Arthropoda; Insecta; Lepidoptera; Nymphalidae.
AUGCGUUACUUAUUAACGUUCGCAGUAAUAUUUGGCAGCGGUUUCCUAUUCCUGUUUAUGAACAAUGGUUUAAAUCUUAUCGUAAAUAAUGGCAGCGAUUCCAUGUGGAAACUACAGAGAUACAAUCAUGAUGAUAUAGACGGUACAUUCACAAUCAAAACAGAAGGAUGCACUAUCCCCGGUUUGAAACCUUUUGCUGAAGAUAUCAAGAAGUUUAUUGAGCAUCCAAUAAUUAAACCAUGUCGCAAUUUCAACGUAACACUUCUUGAUUAUAAUAACACACAUAUCUGGGUAAAAACUGAGCAUCUGCAAUUUUAUGAGAUACCUAAAAAUCAAAACAUAAUCUGCUGCUACAGAUCCUUCUACCGUCCACUGGCUAUUGCUGAUAUAACUUCAUCAGAUAUCGACGAUAGAGUUAAUUACGAAGCAUGUAUAGAAUUUUCAGACUACAUUGAAGUCAUGAACGAAUUCGUCAGAGUGUCCUGUGGUUACAAAGAUGUUUUAAUAUACGAGCAAUUUUUUAUCUUUACACCCAAGAAACAACUUUUAUCUUUAAAAGGUGACUAUAUCGAUGUGAUUCGAAAUCAGACAGCCUACAACGUUAUUAUAAUGGGCAUUGAUGCGCUCUCAAGAUUGAAUUUUCAUAGAACAAUGCCGAAGACGUUGGCGUAUCUGAAAAAGAAAGGUGCUAUAGAAUUUUAUGGUUAUAACAAAGUGGGUGAUAAUACUUUUCCUAAUCUGUCGCCUAUUCUUCUUGGAAUGAAAGACACAGAUUUAAAGAAGGCUUGCUGGCCGCAUGUAAGAGCUACUUUCGAUAAUUGUCCUUUUAUAUGGGAUUUAUUUAAAAGCGUCGGUUACUACACAGCGUUUGGUGAGGACACUUCCAGUUUAGGAACAUUUAACUUUGAAAAGGUCGGUUUCAGUCGAACUCCAACCGAUUACUAUUUGCAUACAUUCAUGCAUGAAGCUGAGCUGUAUACUGGUAAUAACAGAGAUUUCAACUCCUAUAUAUGUAUGGGAAAUAAAUACUUUUACAAAGUUUUAUUAGAUUACAUAGAAAAUUUGACAAUGUCUUUACGUAAUUCCAAACUCUUUGGAUUCUUUUGGGAAGUCACAAUGAGUCAUGACUAUUUAAACUAUCCUAUGGCGAUGGAUGAAGAAUAUGAAAUAUUUUUGAAGAAUUUAGACGACGCACGCUAUUUGGACGACACAAUUUUAAUAAUUCUAAGUGAUCAUGGAAUACGUUGGGGUGAUAUACGAUAUACGAAACAGGGGAGGUUGGAGGAGAGACUACCACUCUUGCAUAUUUUACUACCCGAGUCGUUUAGAGCGAACUAUUCUUUAGCUUACAAUAAUAUCAAACUAAACAGCAAUCGUCUUACUACACCGUUCGAUAUAUAUGCAACUUUAAUAGAUCUUUUACAUAUGGAUGGAAUAAGUAAUGAAAACUUGAAAUUGAGAAGCGAAACGUCUUACGGUAAUGACAGAGCUAUAAGUUUAUUUAUGCCUAUCCUGAGCAACCGUACUUGCACCACAGCGGGUAUAGACGAUCACUGGUGUACAUGUCGGAGAGGACGAAAGAUACCAAUCUUUAGCGCGGAAGCAUACGACGCUGCUGAUAAUUUAUUGACUUUAAUAAACCAACAACUAAAGGGAUAUUAUCGAUGCGCUCACUUAAUGCUCGAAGAAUUGAUAGAGGUGACGGAAAUCAUAUCAGGCACUCCGUAUGAGAAAGAAGAAGGUUGGAGAGAAUUUUUAGUUGUAAUACGGACAUCCCCUGGUGAUGCUGUGUUCGAAGCAACUCUUCGUCAGGAUGGUCAGACCUGGUCUCUCGCAGGAACAGUCAGCCGUCUGAACCUGUACGGACAGCAGGGCCACUGUAUACAUCAUUAUCAGCUUAAAUUAUAUUGUUUCUGUCGCUAG